GGAUGCUUAGAUCACUGCCUAGUAGUCCAUCUAAAGAAAAAGACGAUGAUUGUGCUUCAAAUGUUUUGUCUAGGUCCGAUUGUUGUUUCGCCAGUUUAAACCGGACGAUCUGGUUUUUAGAUUUAAAAUGUCUGUCAGCUACCAAAAUUGUUGUCUGCAUGUGUGUUUUUCUGGUUUUGUGUACAUGUGUAAAUUUUUGGGCUAAAUGCUUAGAACUUAAAAUAAACAAUUCUUUCACUUGUUAAGAAAAGUUUUUUAUCAUUAUUCUUUUCCUAAAUUGGUACUACUUUGAAGGUUUCGAACCCGAAUCAUAACCAACUAAAGAAUGCAGAAAACACAACUUAGUGGAGCUAAGCUCCGGUGAAGUAUACCGCAUUUAACCACUUGAGUAAAGAUACUUUCUCAACUUAAGAGUUUAUCUAGAGUAUACAAAGAAUUGAAUGUUCUUUAGAGCCAAUUCGGUUUUGAACUUUAAGACAUGGUAAUUUUUUUGCUUUUACAUAAAUAUAGGUUAUGUGUAUCUGCGACCAAAAAAAAACAUAGGAUAUCUGUAUGUAUUUUUGGUAGGAGAUUUGUUUUUGAUUUUAAGAAAAUUGUGUAAGAAUAUCUUGUCCAAAAAUUGUCUAAGUAUUUAUAAAUAUAUUAGAAAUAUAUAACCUGGAAUGGACAAUAAAAAUAUAGGAUCAAUUAGAUAGGAUCAUACCAAAAAUUUAGACUAGAUACUUACACCAUUAUAGAAAUAUAAUUAAUGUUAUUAAUCUACAAUUUAUACGUAAUAAAUAAAUUUAUUUAACAGUUUAUUCAAAUAUUAUUAUUUACAUUUUACUAUAAAGUAUAUGCUUUUAAGUUUCAUUAUAUUCUAUUAAAUACUGAAUCAUUAUAUUGUAAUAUUAUUUGUUUAUUUAAGGUAAUUUAUUUUCAAUACAGACUUGGUAUAUAUUAUUUAUAAAUAGUAUACUAAAUUAAUGUAAUUAUUUUACUAUCUUAAAAAUAUCAAAGGAUAAAAGGUGAUAAAAUAAUGAAAGGAGAGUGAAUGUAUUUUAAUUUAUGUUUGUUAUUCACAUAAAGUAAGAUAUCUAAGAAUUUAAAACAAUAAAAUGUCUUUCAGUAAUUGAAAAAUGUAAGAUUUUUUACCAUAACGAGUUUGUAAAUUAAUUAUUAUGAUUCUCUUUUCAUUGUAAUUUUUAAAAAUGUUUCCUAGUAAGAGAUUCCCUCUAUGUUUGUAUCGUCAAUAUUAGUACUUGUAUAUAAAACAUUCUUUCUUUAUCACGUUUUCAAUAUCAAAUAAAAAUAAUAAUUGUUUAAUUAACAUAGUCAUCUAAUUAUUCAAAAGUCAUGACAAAAUUCUUGUGUUCGUAUCUGGUCAUCUCCAUGUUUGUUCUCUCAGCCUUUUUGGCUUUGCCAAAUGCACAGAAAAUAUGCAGGGUGAAUCCGAACCUUAGGAAGGCAUGCAGUUUUCAAGAAUGCACACCGCUUUGUCUUCAAAAGUACAACAUGGAUGGCAUUUGUAUCGGAAAUAACAAGAAUAUUUGCACUUGCAUUUACAAUUGUUAAAUUAGAAUGUUGCUAAACUAGACCCAAAAUCUUAUUAUAUGGGGCGUUAAUGACCUUAACUCCAUGUAUUUGGAGGAUAUGGUCAUAUCAUAUUUGAAUAAACGUUUUUUAUAUAGUAUAUCUGAUUUUGAAUGAAAAUCAAGUUUCAUGUGAUUGCCUUGGAACAAGCAAGGUGUAUUUGCUAAUUUUUGGAGGUUGGGUGUAAACGGUGACCAAAAAAUGAAAAGAAAUAAUGUAUUUCUUAUUAUUCUUAAUUUUUUUUACCAUUUAUAAUGAAUUGUUUUCUUUUUACAUUUCUUCUCAUUCUUUUUAUUUUAGUCAAUAAAAUUUGAUAAUGAAUAAUUUUCCUUUCAUUAUUUUACUUUUAUUUCUCUGUAUUUUUUUUACUUAUUCAUAAUGUGUAUGUAAUGGUCGCCAGUUAAACCCUUUCGGCUUGGCUUGGUAUUGAUAGGCAAGAAGUUAUUUAAAAAUUGUGUGAACCGGGGUUUAUAAAACCGGAAAACUGAACCAAACUAAACCAUAAAACCGGGUUAUGACUCCGGAAACAAAAACGCGACAAAAAGAACGUA
Messenger RNA from Brassica napus (rape), 2123 nucleotides. RefSeq names its product putative defensin-like protein 162. The record is from RefSeq and is a predicted model, not a curated record. Lineage: Eukaryota; Viridiplantae; Streptophyta; Magnoliopsida; Brassicales; Brassicaceae. The coding region runs from base 1336 to 1554 and encodes 72 amino acids. The transcript is spliced from 2 exons.